Molecule: messenger RNA, 375 nt
Organism: Humulus lupulus (European hop)
Lineage: Eukaryota; Viridiplantae; Streptophyta; Magnoliopsida; Rosales; Cannabaceae
Product: ABC transporter C family member 12-like
Exons: 3
Coding region: 26-301 (91 amino acids)
Biological process (GO): transmembrane transport
Cellular component (GO): membrane
Molecular function (GO): ABC-type transporter activity; ATP binding
Source: RefSeq, a predicted model, not a curated record
UUUAUCUUGUUCCGAUCUGCAGUCCAUGCAACGAGGCGAUCCAGCUUGGGUUGGUUAUAUAUAUGCCUUCUUAAUCUUUUCUGGAGUGUCAAUUGGGGUGUUGACCGAAUCUCAAUAUUUCCAGAAUGUUAUGCGCGUUGGUUUCCGGCUGAGAUCAACUUUGGUGGCUGCUAUAUUUAGAAAAUCAUUACGAUUGACUCAUGAGAGUCGCAAGAGUUUCUCUACAGGAAAGAUAACAAAUAUGAUUACCACAGAUGCUAAUUCACUUCAGGUAAAUAUGAUUCAGAUUUGUGUACUUUGAUUAAUUAAAUAUCAUUAACAACAAGUAGUGUUGUUUUGUUUAGGAAAAAAUCAAAUAAAACUUAUAUUCUUUGC